Messenger RNA from Beauveria bassiana ARSEF 2860, 1002 nucleotides. RefSeq names its product transcription initiation factor IID beta chain. Gene Ontology annotation, biological process: RNA polymerase II preinitiation complex assembly; transcription initiation at RNA polymerase II promoter. Bases 1 to 1002 code for a protein of 333 amino acids. Gene Ontology annotation, cellular component: transcription factor TFIID complex; nucleus. NCBI's taxonomy places the organism in Eukaryota, Fungi, Ascomycota, Sordariomycetes, Hypocreales, Cordycipitaceae. Gene Ontology annotation, molecular function: protein heterodimerization activity; transcription coactivator activity. The transcript is spliced from 2 exons. The record is from RefSeq and is a predicted model, not a curated record.
AUGGCCUCGCCGCCGCAGUAUGCCUCCUCGCCGACGGCCAUGUCGCCUCCCUACCCGACGCCCGCAUCGAUCCCCAAUAAGAAGCGCUCGUCGAGCUUCGACACCACGGGCAAGCCGCCAGCGAUGAAGCGACGCAAGGCUUCGACGCUUUCUCAGUCGUCGGUGCCGGUGCACCCGCUCCGACAGACAUCGUUCCCCCCCGAGGCGCGGUCGCCGCACACGCGGUCGCCAUCAGUCGAUGCCCUCUCGCACGUAAGUGGCAGCGCGGUGAGCGGCACGGCUAGCGGCGUGGGCGGUGCUGCUGCGCGCAAAAAACGUAGCCGCAAGUUGGCGCGAGGAGCGGGCAAGACGGGGGACGAUGGCGGCGCAAACGAUCAGGCGUCGAGCGUCGCGGGCGGCAAGGCGGCGACCAACGUGUCGGGCCAGGGCGUAGACAAAGAGGCCGAAGAGGACGAGGACGACGACAAGGCGGAAAUGGCGCUCGAGGAUGUGGUGGCACGCACGCAAGAGCAGAAGCAGGAGGAGAUUCGGCUGCGCGCGAUGCUGGUCGAGGCGUUUGAUAGCGAGCAGUACAAUCGGUACGAGCUGUGGCGCGCCGCCAAGUUGUCGGAUGCAGUUGUCAAAAGGGUCGUCAACGCUACAGUGUCGCAGUCUGUCCCGCAAAUGGUCAGCACCGCCGUCAAGGCCGUGGCCAAGCUGUUUGCGGGCGAGCUCAUCGAGGAGGCGCGCCAGGUGCAGGCGGAAUGGAUCCGGGCGGGCGAGCACCAAAGCGAGCUGCCGACGCCGCCACCGCCGCCCGACAGCACUGAUGAGGAGAAGCGGGAGCUGGAGCUGGACCCGAAGCGCGGGCCGCUGCGGCCGGACCAUUUACGAGCGGCGUGGCUGCGGUACCGGGCUUCUAAGCAGAGUCACGGGGUGGGCAUGCAGCAGCUGUGGCACAACCAGCAGGGCAGCGGCGUGGAGCGCUUCUCUGCGCGGACGCGUAAGCAAAUGUUCAAGUAG